Messenger RNA from Otolemur garnettii (small-eared galago), 3885 nucleotides. It is a transcript of the gene ATP8B3, whose product is annotated as ATPase phospholipid transporting 8B3. The transcript has 29 exons. Gene Ontology annotation, biological process: phospholipid translocation; Golgi organization. Gene Ontology annotation, molecular function: magnesium ion binding; ATP hydrolysis activity; ATPase-coupled intramembrane lipid carrier activity. The coding region runs from base 16 to 3885 and encodes 1289 amino acids. NCBI's taxonomy places the organism in Eukaryota, Metazoa, Chordata, Mammalia, Primates, Galagidae. The record is from RefSeq and is a predicted model, not a curated record. Gene Ontology annotation, cellular component: plasma membrane.
GUCGUCAGAGCUGGGAUGGGGGACACCCCAGGCAGAGGGGAAUGCCAGAGGCGGCGCAGGGCCCAGACUGGACGGUCUGGGAAGUAUGAACUGAGACCUGAAGGCCCCACCAGCAUGGGCACUCUUACCUACAGAGAAGAUCUGGAAGAUGGUAACAAGAACACAGCGUUCACCUGGGAGGCAAAGGCCAACAACCGGGCCUACAGCUCGCAGUUCAAGAAGAAGGUGUUUCUGUGCUGGGAGAAGGAGAAGUACAAGACCAACGUCAUCCACACGGCUAAGUACAACUUCUUCUCCUUCCUGCCGCUAAACUUGUAUGAGCAGUUCCAUCGCAUUUCCAACCAGUACUUCCUCCUGAUCAUCAUCCUGCAGAGCAUCCCUGAGAUCUCCACACUGCCUUGGUUCACUCUUUUUGCCCCUCUGGUCUGCCUCCUCAUCAUCCGCGCCACCCGAGAUCUGAUGGACGACAUUGGUCGGCAUAGGAGUGACAAAGCCAUCAACAACAGGCCCUGCCAGAUCCUGAUGGGAAAGAGCUUCGUUGGGAAAAAAUGGAAGGAUCUGUGCGUGGGAGAUGUAGUCUGUCUCAGCAGAGAUAGCAUUGUGCCGGCUGACUUGCUCUUGCUGGCCAGCACAGAGCCCAGCAGCUUGUGCUAUUUGGAGACAGCAGACAUCGAUGGGGAGACCAACUUGAAGUUCAGACAGGCCCUGAUGGUCACCCACCACAAGUUGACCAAUACAAAGAAGAUGGCAUCCUUCCAAGGCAGGGUGAUGUGUGAGGAGCCCAACAGCCGAAUGCACCACUUUGUGGGGUGCCUGGAAUGGGGUGAAAAUACCUACCCCCUGGACAUUGGCAACCUCCUUCUCCGUGGCUCCAAGAUCCGCAACACUGACACAUGUUACGGAAUGGUCAUCUAUGCUGGUUUUGACACAAAGAUUAUGAAGAACUGUGGCAAGAUCCAUUUGAAGAGAACCAAGAUAGACCUCCUGAUGAACAGGCUAGUGAUCUUGAUCUUCCUGUUCCUGGUGGUCAUCGCCAUGGCCUUGGCUGUGAGCUUCGGUUUCUCCUUCAAAGAAUUCAGAGAUAGGCACUACUACAUGGCGACACCACAAAGGGGAAGCAUAGCCCUCGAGUCCUUCUUCAUCUUCUGGGGCUUCCUCAUCCUGCUCAGCGUCAUGAUACCGAUGGCCAUGUUCGUCCUAGCUGAAUUUAUCUACCUGGGAAACAGCAUCUUCAUCAACUGGGACAAGCAGAUGUACUAUGAGCCACAGGAUAUCCCUGCCAAGGCCCGCAGCACCAGCCUCAACGACCAUUUGGGCCAGGUGCAGUACAUCUUCUCCGACAAGACAGGCACGCUCACACAGAAUGUCAUGACCUUCAAGAAGUGCUGCAUAAGUGGCUGCAUCUAUGGUCCAGACGCAGAGGAAAGGACCCUUAAGGAGAACCCCUACCUUUGGAAUAAAUAUGCCGAUGAGAAGUUUCUUUUCCACAACAAGAAACUGCUGUACAUUGUACAAGCCAGAAAAGACAAGGUGGUGCAAGAGUUCUGGCGCGUGCUUGCCAUCUGCCACACUGUGAUGGUGCAGGAGAAAGACAGUGAGCGCUGUGACCAGCUGUUGUACCAGGCGGCUUCCCCAGAUGAGGAGGCACUGGUUACGGCGGCCCGGAACUUUGGCUACGUGUUCGUGUCACGUACCCAGGACACCAUCACGCUGAUGGAGCUGGGGGAGGAGCAGGUCUAUCAGGUUCUGGCCAUGAUGGACUUCAACAGCACGCGCAAGCGGAUGUCAGUGCUGGUCCGAAAACCUGAGGGCACCAUCUACCUCUACACCAAGGGUGCUGACACUGUCAUCUUGGAUCGCUUGCACAAGAGAGAUCUAUCCGAGCUUGCCACAGAAGAGGCCUUGGCUGCCUUUGCAAAAGAGACCCUCCGGACGCUGUGCCUGGCCUAUAAGGAGGUGGACAAGGACAUUUAUGAGGAGUGGCAGCGCCGGCACAAGGAUGCCAGCAUCUUGCUGCAGAACCGGGCAGAGGCCCUGCAACAGCUGCUGGGAGCCACAGCCAUCGAGGACAAACUACAGGAUGGCGUCCCUGAUACCAUCAAGUGUCUCAAGAAGGGGAACAUCAAAAUAUGGGUGCUCACAGGGGACAAGCAAGAGACGGCAGUGAACAUCAGCUUUGCCUGCAAGCUCCUGACAGAGAACAUGCUCAUUCUGGAAGAGAAGGAGAUACUCCGGAUCCUGGAGGACUACUCAGAGUGCAACAAUAACCUGUUGACCAAGAACAGCUUUCUGAAGUCCCUGCCACAAAUGAAUUUGGCGAUGGUCAUCAAUGGGGACUUCUUGGACCAGGUGCUGCUGUCUUUGCGCAAAGAGCCCCGUGCCCUGAUCCAGAACAAGAAUGCAGAUGAGUCUCAACAAAAAUCUGGUGAAGGCAUAAGGGAUGUCCAACAGGCCAGGCAGAUAUCCAUGCUGUGGAGGACCUUCGGAACCCAGUUGACUCAAUCCAAGUUCAACAAAUCAGAAACCCAAGAGAGCCCCGAGGUGUGUCGUGAGCGUGCCUUCGUGGACCUGGCCUCAAGAUGCCAGGCUGUCAUCUGCUGUCGGGUGACGCCCAAGCAAAAGGCCUUGAUUGUGGCGCUGGUCAAGAAAUAUCAGCAAGUGGUGACCCUGGCCAUCGGGGAUGGUGCCAACGAUGUCAAUAUGAUCAAGACUGCAGACAUCGGCGUGGGACUGGCAGGUCAGGAGGGCAUGCAGGCGGCGAACAACAGUGACUAUGUGCUGGCCCAGUUCUGCUUCCUGCAGCGGCUGUUGCUGGUGCAUGGACGUUGGUCUUACAUGCGGGUCUGCAAAUUCCUGCGCUACUUCUUCUACAAGACGCUGGCCAGCAUGAUGGUUCAGAUCUGGUUCUCUUUCUACAGUGGCUUCAGUGCCCAGCCCCUGUAUGAAGGCUGGUUCCUGGCCCUGUUCAACCUCCUGUAUAGCACCUUGCCAGUUCUCUACAUCGGGCUCUUCGAGCAGGAUGUGAGUGACCAGCGGAGCCUGGAGAUGCCUGAGCUAUACAUGGCAGGGCAGAAGGACAAGCUCUUCAAUUACUGGGUCUUCUUCCAAGCCAUCGCCCACGGCACAGUCACCUCCCUAGUCAACUUCUUCAUGACCCUGUGGCUCAGCCAGGACACUGCAGGACCUGCCAGCUUCAGUGACCACCAGUCCUUCUCGGUGGUCGUGGCCCUGUCAGGGCUGCUGUCCGUCACCGUAGAGGUCAUCCUAAUCAUCAGGUACUGGACUGUGCUGUGCGUGUUGUCCAUCCUCCUCAGCCUCAUCUUCUACGGCCUCAUAACUUGCAAUACCCAGAGCACCUGGCUCUACAGGAUCUCCCCGAAGACUUUCCCAUUUCUGUAUGUCGACAGAAAUGUGCUGUCCUGCCCUUCCACCCUGCUUGUCAUCCUGUUGAAUGUGUCCCUGAACACCCUGCCCAUCUUGGCCUUCCGAAUCAUUUACCAAGCUCUCAAGAAGCCCUGCCUUAAGGAGGAGGAGAAGGAGGAGGCCUCAACUGAGGAGAUUACCACUGUGGAGCCCAUACCUCGUUUACAGCGACAGACAAGAAGCCGUCGUUCCAGCUAUGCCUUCUCCCACCGUGAGGGCUAUGCAGACCUCAUCACUCAGGGCACAAUUCUUCGGAAGCCACCAGAGGUCAGCAGUGAGCCAUCACCCAUGGAGUGGCUGCCGGUGCCUAUCAAGGAGCAGUUGUCACCUGAUUUGGUGGAGGAGCUAUCCCUGCCCCCAGAGGAGCAGUCAUUGCCCUAUAAAUCUCAAGCAGCCAACAGGAGGCCUUCCUCCAAUGACAAGGACACCACAUCUUUGUCUAAUAAACCAGGGUCCAUCUGA